UAAAAACAACUAUAAAUGCAGAAACUGAAGGAUUACAUCUUUGCCUUCCCUCCCUACUCCGUAGCUAUGAAAACAGAAAAAGAAAAAGAAAGAAUGUCUGAUGAUCAGGCAUUCAAGGUGUGUUUCUGUUUCAGGAGGAUAUUUAGGCUAAGGAAGUCUGAGCCACCAGAAGAUGUGAAGGAGCUGUUUGCUAAGUACUCAGACAAUGGGACAAUGACCAUUGAACAUUUUUAUAAUUUCCUCAAUGAGUUUCAAGGAGAAAAGGAUGUUACCAAGGAAGAAGCUCAGAAUAGAAUGAAUAGUCUCAAGCAUAUUUUUCAAAGAAAAGGCCUCCAUCUAGAUGCCUUCUUUAGAUAUCUCCUAGGUGAUCAGAAUCCUCCUCACAUUUCAAAGGUGCACCAUGACAUGUCUGCUCCAUUAGCUCAUUAUUUCAUGUUUACUGGCCACAACUCCUACUUAACAGGUAACCAACUUAACAGUGAUAGUAGUGUUGUCCCUAUCAUAAAAUCUCUGGAACGAGGCGUUAGAGUAAUCGAAUUGGAUUUGUGGCCUAAUCCUGCAAAUGACGAUGUGGACGUUCGACAUGGAGGGACCAUGACUAGUCCAGUGAAACUAGCGGAUUGUUUAAGUGCCAUCAAAGAUCAUGCCUUUAAAGCUUCAAAAUACCCUGUUGUUAUAACAUUUGAAGACCACCUGCCUUCAAGUCUACAAAAAAAAGUGGCCAAGAUGGUGAUUAAUACAUUUGGGGACAUGCUAUACUGCCCUGAAGUAGAAUUCAUGAUGGAAUUCCCAUCGCCUGAAUCAUUGAAGGAAAGGAUUAUGAUUUCAACCAAACCACCAGAGAAUCCUGUUUCCCAGAGAGUUAGAGAAAGACAAAGUUCCAAAGAUUCCGCUAAUGAAGAAAACUGGGAGGAACAGAAUAAUGGUUAUGAGGAUCAGCAGGAUGAUAGGUAUGACGAUGAAGAAACUGCUGUUCUUGAAUAUAAGAAGUUAAUAGCCAUUCACGCAAGGAAGCCAAAAGGUAAAUCAAAUAUGUGGGAGGUUACUCCUUUGCAAUUGAGACGGCUUAGCUUGAGUGAGCAAGAACUUGAAACUGCCGCAAAAAAUCAUGGAACUGAUAUUGUUAGGUUUACUCAGAAGAAUCUGCUGAGGAUAUACCCUAAAGGUUUACGUUUCGACUCCUCUAAUUAUGAUCCUAUGGUUGGAUGGACUCAUGGAGCACAAAUGGUUGCAUUUAAUAUGCAGGGACAUGGGAAAUACCUAAGGAUUAUGGAAGGAAUGUUCAGGGCCAACGGCGGCUGUGGUUAUGUCAAAAAGCCUGACAUUCUACUGAACAGUACUGAGGUUUUUAAUCCUCAUGUAAACUUACCAGUUCAAAAAAAACUAAAGAUAAAAGUAUACAUGGGUGAAGGAUGGGAUUCAGAUUUUCGCCGCACGCACUUUGAUCGAUUUUCUCCACCAGACUUCUUCACAAAGGUUUCAAUAGCUGGAGUCCCAUCUGAUAUAAGAUCACAUAAAACAAAGACAAUUGAGGACCAAUGGAUACCUGUAUGGAACGAGGAAUUUGAGUUCCCACUGUCAGUUCCAGAACUGGCUGUACUUCUGAUUCAGGUCCUUGAAUAUGACACUUCAGGAAAACAUGAUUUUGGUGGGCAAAUCUGUCUGCCUGUAUCAGAGCUGAGAACUGGGAUUCGAGCAGUCUCAUUACAUAAUCGCAAGGGAGAGAAAUAUAGAAGUGUAAGGCUUCUUAUGAGAUUUGAAUUUGUGAAAGUCUAAAAUAUCAUUAAUAUUUCCAUGUAUAUAUAUGCAUAUGUAUAUGUGAACUUUAAUGAAAUUUUAUCCUGGUAUAUAAAAAUGUGUGAACCAUGAAGUUCCAUUUCCUAUGAUUUUCACUUUUCAAAGGGAAAUGAAAACAAGAAAGGCAUAUGCUGGGAAAUUUGUAUGUAGCAUAUCUGAUUGAUUAUGAUUUUAACCAGGACAUGUUACUAGAGAA
Molecule: messenger RNA, 1993 nt
Organism: Ziziphus jujuba (common jujube)
Lineage: Eukaryota; Viridiplantae; Streptophyta; Magnoliopsida; Rosales; Rhamnaceae
Product: phosphoinositide phospholipase C 2
Exons: 9
Coding region: 16-1776 (586 amino acids)
Biological process (GO): phosphatidylinositol-mediated signaling; lipid metabolic process
Molecular function (GO): phosphatidylinositol-4,5-bisphosphate phospholipase C activity
Source: RefSeq, a predicted model, not a curated record